Messenger RNA from Dermacentor albipictus, 2291 nucleotides. The record is from RefSeq and is a predicted model, not a curated record. NCBI's taxonomy places the organism in Eukaryota, Metazoa, Arthropoda, Arachnida, Ixodida, Ixodidae.
GCGCUGGCACGGGCUCGCGUGAAACGGUCCCGGCAGCUCGCCCCAAGAAAGGCGGUAGGAGGCGGACCGGUCCACACGACGACCUGCAGCUGCAACACUACGAGACCCGUGGCCGAACCGUUGGGGCAGACUGCGACUGAGGAGUCUGCGAAGGAGCUGCCAGGCGCUCUCACCCGCUGUCGCGCCUUCUCGAAAGGAAGGAGGCGACACAGCCGCGAUGGCAUCACGGCAGGCCUCAAAGAGGUCAUCACGGCAGGCCUCAAAGAGGUCAUCACGGCAGGAAUCGCCGCCGACGUCACCGCCAGCCCCACCGGCGGUACCACGGCCGGCACCACCGCAGGCACCACUAUCCGCUCCGGCACCGGCAGCAGGACCCGGAGGAGCGCAGACGCGGAAGCCCACGGUGUUCGCGCCGAUAACCGGAGUGCCUAUGGCCGAAAUGCCGAUGGCCGGAAUGCCUAUGGCCGGACCUAUGGCCGAACCAACGGCCGGACCUAUGGCCGGACCUACGGCCGGACCUGUGGCCGGACCCGUGGCCGGACCUGUGGCCGGACCUAUGGCUGGACCUACGGCCGGACCUGUGGCCGGACCCAUGGCCGGACCUGUGGCCGGACCUAUGGCUGGACCCAUGGCCGGACCUAUGGCUGGAAUGCGUAUGGCCGGACCUAUGGCCGAAAUGCCUAUGGCCGGCAUGCCUAUGGCCGGACCUAUGGCCGGACCUACGGCCGGACCUACGGCCGGACCUAUGGCCGGACCUACGGCCGGACCUACGGCCGGACCUAUGGCCGAAAUGCCUAUGGCCGGCAUGCCUAUGGCCGGACCUAUGGCCGGACCUACGGCCGGACCUAUGGCCGGACCUAUGGCCGGACCUACGGCCGAACCAACGGCCGAAUCUACGGCCGCACCUACAGCCGAACCUACGGCCGGACCUGUGGCCGGACCUGUGGCCGGACCCAUGGCCGGACCUACGGCCGGACCUACGGCUGGACCCAUGGCCGGACCUAUGGCUGGAUGGCGUGUGACCGGACCUAUGGCCGGCAUGCCUAUGGCCGGACCCAUGGCCGGGACUAUGGUCGGACCUACGGCCGGACCUAUGGCUGGAAUGCCUAUGGCCGGACCUAUGGCUGGAAUGCCUAUGGCCGGACCUAUGGCUGGAAUGCCUAUGGCCGGACCCAUGGCCGGCACUAUGGCCGGACCUACAGCCGGACCCACGGCCGGACCUAUGGCUGGAAUGCCUAUGGCCGGACCUAUGGCUGGAAUGCCUAUUACCGGACCUGUGGCCGGAAUGCCUAUGACCGGGCCUAUGACCAGGCCUAUGACCGGAAUGCCUAUGGCCGGACCCAUGGACGGACCUAUGACCCGAAUGCCUAUGGCCGGAAUGCCGGUGGCUGGCGGUCACAUGAAUGCGCGGCGCGGACCCUACGUACAAAUGCCGAUGCCGGGAUUGGCGCCGUCGGAAGUCCCGCAGUACCGGGGCUGCCCCGCGGGUCUGGAAUAUCUAAAGAAGAUCGACCAACUGCUUGUCCACCAGCAGGUGGACUUGCUGGAAAUGUUCCUGCCGUUCGAGGUGGCGAACAAGUACGUCGUGAAGAACAGCAUGAGCCAGUUCGUCUUUGCGGCGGCAGAGCAGAGCAACAUCAUCGGUCGCCAAUUCACCCACAACCGGUCCUUCAUGAUGUCGCUUGUGGACUACCGCAACGUCGUGGUGUUGCAGCUUUUUCGGCCACUUCGCUGCGACUGCAGCCUUUGUUGGUGCUGCCUCCAGGUAAUGGACGUGCUCGAUGCUUCCGGUGCCGCGUUGGGCUUCAUUCGGAUGGAGUGCACCAUUUUUAACCCGAAAUUCUCGGUGCUGGACAGCGAGAAGAACGCUGUCCUGAUGAUCACAGGCCCGCUGUGCACAUCCUCCAUCUGUGCCGAGGACGUCGUCUUCGAUAUCCUAACCAUGGACGGCGUCGCCAAGAUUGGCGCGAUUACGAAGGUCUAUGCCGGAUUGGCGAAGGAGUACUUCACCGACGCCGACAACUUCGCGGUCACCUUCCCCGCGGAUUUGGACGUGAAGAUUAAGGCCGUGCUGCUCGGCGCGGUCUUCUUAAUCGAUUUCUUAUACUUCGAGACCACAGGAGUCCAAAGGAACACCGAUCUUCCUGGGAACGUUAUCCGAACCAGAUAUCCGCCGAUCACUCAUUUUUUCGUGCGUCCUUAAAUUCAGCCAGGCCUUCCAGAAAGGCCUUUGCGCAGUCGACUGCAUGUUUGCGAACGUGAUUAUACAAGCAUUCGUGCUUAUUACUAUA